AUGGGUACCUCGCAUCUAUCAAGGUAUGUAUAUGUAUAUAUAUGUAUAUGUAUGUAUAUGCUGAUACGGUGCCCGGAAAAAAGUCUAGACCGCAAUUUAUUCCCCACCACCACAAAAAAAAGAGCCCAUCCGGAAGACUUCGGCACUCCGGCAAAGCGAAAAACGUUAUUAUGGCUAUAAGUAAUGCCUUUUGCAUCAAAAUAAUCACAAAUCCCUUAAACGCGUGUUUUUUUUU
This is a messenger RNA of Gaeumannomyces tritici R3-111a-1, 235 nucleotides long. RefSeq lists its product as hypothetical. The transcript is spliced from 2 exons. NCBI's taxonomy places the organism in Eukaryota, Fungi, Ascomycota, Sordariomycetes, Magnaporthales, Magnaporthaceae. The record is from RefSeq and is a predicted model, not a curated record. The coding region runs from base 1 to 180 and encodes 59 amino acids.